AAAAGUCGAGUGACAGUGACUGUGAUGUCUCUCAUGAAUCUUGUUUGCAGUCAUUGUUAGAUCAGCCAAAACCCGGAGAUGUGAGCUAACAGUGAAAACGACCUCUGUAGUCAGCAUAGAAGUUUUGCACGUUGUUCGCUUAUUGUCAUUCAGACAUACAAGAAAGAACGAAAACGUUUCACAGGAAAUGAUGGUGUAGCGGCCGCUGUAUGGCUUACAUCGCUAGGUCUGAUUCUCGUCGCUCAUACACAAGAUCGAGUAAAUUAAGAAAAUUAUUGUUCAACGUGUGGACUAAUAUUUUACUUCAUUGCAGAAGUGUGAAUAGAUGUUUCUGUUGCUUGCUAGCAACAACUAGUACAGUAUUGCUGUUACUGUAUGGAUCACUCUACGUCCAUCUUUCUAAUGGUAGUCGUAUCUACGACCGAAUCCAUUCUUAUUAUCUGAGAAACUCGACAUUGGCUAGAGUAUUAAAAGAGGUGCCUAACGUGGAUAACAAUAACAGGAAUAAAAGCUUAGUAGUCAGCACUCAAACGAGUCGACCGACUUUAUGGCAAGAAGUUGGCUGUGAAAGCGCCAGACCUCUCUUGCUUUGUCGCAGAACAAAAAGCACAGGUUCAACGUUAUCUCUCGCCGACAAAUCCGUCUUCUCAAACAUCAGUCUUCUCAACGUGAGGCCGCGGUCAUGUGCUCUAGUCGGUUCAUCGGGAAGGCUCUUGAAUCGAACCUACGCUGACGAUAUCGACGCACACGACGUUGUCAUACGAGUGAACGAUGCUCCGGUUCAUCCUUACGAGAAAUAUGUUGGCAAACGCAUUCCUGACGUUGCGUUCAUCAAUCGAGCAGUCGCACGGCCAGGCAAGUGUCUAAAAACUGUAAACAAACAAACUUUGAUUGUUCAAUGUUACCACCAGGAUGGAAUUAGCAAAGUUACGUCAUCUUGCUCGACACAUGGACCCGUUUUUGCCAUUUCUCAGCAUCUUAUUGACACUACUUUCAGGAUUGUGUCAACGUACAGGAAAAAACAUCACAUCACAGUUGUACAGUAUUCAACAGCUGGAAUGUAUGCAGUCAUCUUUUCUCUCCAUUUGUGCAACGAGCUUGAUAUCUACGGAUUUGGUGCUGCUAAAGGAGAAUUAUAUCAGUACUACAGAAACAUUACCUCAAUCGGUUCUAAGCACAAUUUUAACUUGGAGCAGGAGUUUCUUCAAAAUAUUUCGGACAAUAUGACAACACCUGUUGACGUGUCGUGGAUGGGCUGCAAAAAGGUGUUCUUUCAUCCUUGAUAAAUUUUAUUUUAUUAUUUUCUCAAGUUGUUACUUACGUACGCGUAUACAGUGUCAUGUAGAACUUGUUGUAGCUUAAAAGUUAUUUAGAAGAUUGAACUUGUUGUAGCUUAAAAGUUAUUUAGAAGAUUGAAAGUGAAAUCAGUAAAGUGCAUAUGUAAUUUAUGAGGAAGGACU
Molecule: messenger RNA, 1460 nt
Organism: Corticium candelabrum
Lineage: Eukaryota; Metazoa; Porifera; Homoscleromorpha; Homosclerophorida; Plakinidae
Exons: 4
Coding region: 210-1283 (357 amino acids)
Biological process (GO): sialylation
Cellular component (GO): membrane
Molecular function (GO): beta-galactoside (CMP) alpha-2,3-sialyltransferase activity
Source: RefSeq, a predicted model, not a curated record